This is a messenger RNA of Triticum dicoccoides, 1777 nucleotides long. Its product is annotated as zinc finger protein CONSTANS-LIKE 13-like. The transcript has 4 exons. Gene Ontology annotation, molecular function: protein binding; zinc ion binding. NCBI's taxonomy places the organism in Eukaryota, Viridiplantae, Streptophyta, Magnoliopsida, Poales, Poaceae. The record is from RefSeq and is a predicted model, not a curated record. Bases 311 to 1453 code for a protein of 380 amino acids.
GCGGCCAGCCUCACGCACGGCGGAGCCCGCCACGUCGCCGGCCUCACAGCACACAGUCAUCCAGGCAUGACAGAAAUAUCGGACCGAGCUACGCGAGUGAGUGACGAGGCAGAGGAAGCCUCCUCGCUUUCGAACCAUCCCUUUCGCGGUUUAUUCCGCCUCUCGUGCUUCUUCUCCCACCUUCUUCUUUUUCCGCAAGCAAGUCAUAUAUACACGCAUUAUCUCUUCUUCUUCUUGUUCUUCUUCUUCUUGUAGGUAGCAGCGCCUACCAAGCUCUUUUCCAUCGGUGACCAUUCCAGUCGUCCAUCACAUGGAUCAAGACGAGCGCCAGCAUCCAGAGCCGCCGGCCAUGGAGAAGGAGCUCUCUGCCGACGCGCUAGCCUGCGACUACUGCAGCGGCCCACAGGCGGUCGUGUACUGCCGGGCCGACAGCGCCAGGCUCUGCCUGCCGUGCGACCGCCUCGUGCACGCCGCCAACGCGGUCUGCUCCCGCCACCUGCGCGCCCUGCUCUGCGCCGCAUGCCGCGCAACCGGGGCCGUCUUCCGCCACGCUGGUACCGAAUUCCUCUGCUCCAACUGCGACUUCGGGAGGAGCCGGGACGCCGAGCUGCCGCUGCACGACCGCUGCACAGUCCAGGGGUACACGGGACGACCCUCGGCGCACGACCUCGCCGCUCUUCUCGGGGUCCCCGACUUCGACAAGCCCUCGGCCGGCAAAGCCGACGACGGUUGGUGGGCCAUCUGGGAGGAGCCCCAGGUGUUCCGCCUGGAGGAUCUCAUCGUGCCCACCACUUCUUGCCAUGGCUUCCAGCCCCUCGUGACGCCGUCCUCGCCCAAGAUCCACAACUCACCCGAUGGAAAGACCAACGAUGAGGUCAUACGGCAGUUACGUGAGCUCGCCGAGGUCGACAUGGGCAGCGGUCAGAUAACACCUCGUGAGGAGGCAGAGCAAGCUGCUCAUCAGUUGCCUUCCUGGACAGAGUCACAGCACACCACUGGAAAUGGCGAUUUCGGCAUAGAUAACAGCCACGAGGUUGCAACCAUGCCAACCCCUGGUUAUGAGAACGGCGGAUGGAACAACAACGAUUAUCAUGCCCUAAAUGGUGCCUCCAAGACCGAGUACGAACAGAAGCAGGCUCCAGCAAGCUCAGCUGAAGCAUGCUUGUCAUCGUUUGUUCAGAUGUCAGAACUUUGCCCCAGCAUGAGCAAUGGUAGCAUGAUGGACGAUGGCCAGCAGGCAAAUCCUGGUACUGGCAUGCCAAUGCAAGCUUUCCCCAAAAGAAGUGGCUUUGAUGUUGUUGCUGGCCCUGACCGCGACAUUGUCAUUUCCCGCUAUAAAGAAAAGAGGAGGACAAGAAGAUUCGACAAACAGGUGCGGUAUGAGUCCCGCAAAGCUCGUGCGGACAGCAGGUUGAGGAUCAAGGGGCGUUUUGCAAAGGCAAAUCAGAGUUAAGCCUUGACUUUGCAGUAUAUUUUGCAUCUUGGACAGAAGGAAGAACACUAAUUAGGAGUGAGUGCAGAUGAUACAUAAGCCGUGAACAUUUUGUUUGCCUUCAGUUGGGCAGAUGGUAGUUCAUGUACAAUCUGAAUAAUGUAUGUUGCCAACAUAUGGGCUAUAUUAAUGUUUUGAGGGGAGUUGUUCUUAGUCCAACCCUUGUAUAUAGCUUCCAUCUAUGAACUCUGUAAAAGUUAGUGCUACAGGCAAGUGAGAGUGACAGUAUGCCAUUUUGUCAUGGUUUAGUGAAUUUUGUCUCACCAUUGGGUUUCGUUGAGUAAA